UUAACAUUGAUAUUUUCAAUUUUCAUGUUCAUCGUGUUUAAAUUGUUUAAUUUUAUUUUUUUACCUCACAAAAGAAUUCCAUUUCGAUACAUAGGAAGUUGAUAUUUGAUUAGUCAUAAAUUUAUAAGAUAAUAAUUACUUAUUAAUGUGGUCAUUAUAACUUAAUAAUUUUCUGAGAUUGAAAUUGGUUGUUCUAUGUUACGUUAAUCGUUGUUGGAUCAUCAUAGGCUGAUAAAAAAAUCAUUUUUCAAUAUGGGAAUGUUAUUUGGAAAACCCAAAGUCUCUCGUAUUACCGACCACGAUCGAGCAGUUCUGCAAAUGAAACAGCAAAGAGAUACCUUAAAACGAUACCAACAGAGAGUUGAAAAAUUACUAGAAAGCGAAAGAGAACUCGCUAAAAGACUACUGUCCGAAAACAAAAAAGAUAAAGCAAAACUUUUGUUGAGAAAAAAAAAAUACCAAACUGAGCAAUUAGAGCGUACUGAAGCGUCUUUGAAUACUAUUGAAAAAUUAAUACAAGAUUUAGAAUACACCCAAAUAGAAGCCAAAGUUAUUGAAGGUCUUAAGGUUGGAAAUAUAGCCCUUAAAAAAGCAAAUGAAUUAUUUAAUAUUGAACAUAUUGAGCAACUUUUGGAUGAAACUAAAGAAGGAAUUGAUAAACAAAAAGAAAUAACUGAUUUACUCAGUGGAGUCUUAUCAUCUGAGGAUGAAGAAGCAGUUGAAGCUGAAUUAAAUGAAUUAAUUACUGUAGAACACGAAAAAGCUAUGGAUAUGUUACCAACUGUACCAUCAGAUGAAUUACCAAUAACUAUUCCAGAAACUAAAGAGAAAGAAAAAUUACCUACCAAGAAGAUUGCGUUAGAAGCUCAAUAAAAUUCAUUAUAUUCGGCAUUAAAAUUUUACCGAACAAAAGUCGACUCAACAGUUUUAACAUAUUAAAAAUUUUAUUGUCUGUUAUUGUGUGUAAUAUUAAAAACUUAUAU
Molecule: messenger RNA, 983 nt
Organism: Melanaphis sacchari
Lineage: Eukaryota; Metazoa; Arthropoda; Insecta; Hemiptera; Aphididae
Gene: Vps20
Product: charged multivesicular body protein 6-A
Exons: 6
Coding region: 253-873 (206 amino acids)
Biological process (GO): vesicle budding from membrane; late endosome to vacuole transport via multivesicular body sorting pathway
Cellular component (GO): multivesicular body; ESCRT III complex
Source: RefSeq, a predicted model, not a curated record